UCUAAGCAUUUCCCAAUGGCUGAGAACAACACAACAAAAAGCAAUGGCCAAAUAAGUGUUCAAGAUGCACAAGUGGCUGUGGUUAUGGUACCACUUCCAGCACAAGGCCAUCUCAACCAGCUUCUCCACCUCUCGAGGCUCAUCACCUCGUAUAAUAUCCCAGUCCAUUAUGUUGGAGCAACCACUCAUAUUCGCCAGGCUAAGUUUCGUGUCCAUGGUUUCAACCCUGUCACAGCUAAUAACCUAUAUUUUCAUGAAUUCCCUACACCACCUUUUGAAAAUCCUCCCCCAAAUCCUAAUGCUUCAAAUAAAUUUCCUAACCAAUUAAUCCCUUCAUUUUAUGCAACAAUCCAUCUCCGUGAGCCAGUGUGCUCUCUUGUACGCCAACUACUAGGCGCCAAUCAUCGGAGAGUGAUUGUUAUUUAUGAUUCUAUGAUGACUUGGGUGGUAGAGGAUGUACCAGCAAUUCCAAAUGCUGAGUGCUACAGAUUUAAUAGUAUCUCAGCUUUCCAUACGUUUUCAUGCAUCUGGGAAUCCAGAGGAAAACCUUUACAAGCUGGAACUGAAAUAUUUGAGGACAUUUCAUCAAACAAAAACUGUGCUACCCCAGAGUUAUGGGAAUUAUGGAGUAAACAAAAAUCCCUUGAAGGGAAAAUUAGCUCUGGAGAACUUUUCAAUUCAUCCAGAGUAAUAGAAGGUUUAUACCUUGAUUUAGUAGCUAAAGAAAUUAAUGGCUUAAACCUAUGGGCUUUUGGUCCAUUCAAUCCGUUGUUGCUGACUGAGCAGAACAACGAUUCAAAUAAACGUCACAAAACCUUGGAUUGGCUUAACAAACAAGAACCAGACUCGGUGAUAUAUGUGUCUUUUGGAACAUCUACUUCUUUGUCGAAUGAAGAAAUUGAACAACUCGCCAUUGGGUUAGAGAAAAGCCAGCAAAAGUUCAUUUGGGUUCUCAGAGAUGCUGACAAAGGAGAUGUUUUUGCAGGUGAAGAAAGGAGAGCUCGGCUGCCGGAAGGUUAUGAAGAAGGAAUAAAAGGAAGAGGAAUUAUUGUAAGAGAUUGGGCACCUCAGUUGGAAAUUUUGGCACAUCCUUCCACAGGUGGUUUUAUGAGUCAUUGCGGAUGGAAUUCGUGCAUGGAAAGCAUUUCCAUGGGAGUUCCUAUAGCAGCCUGGCCAAUGCAUUCAGAUCAACCAAGGAAUUCCCAGCUGGUAACAAAGUUCCUGAAAAUUGGCCUAAAUUUGAGACAUGGGGCACGUCAGGAUGAAUUGGUUACAUCAGAAAUAGUUGAAAAUACUGUGAGAACUUUGAUGGCUUCACCUGAGGGAGGUGAGAUGAGGAAGAGAGCAUCGGAAUUAAGUGUUGCUGUCAAACAAUCAGUCAUGGAUGGGGAAGGAAAUGGUACAGAGAUGGAUUCUUUUAUCGCACACAUCACUCGAUAA
Solanum verrucosum is the source of this 1440-nucleotide messenger RNA. Its product is annotated as zeatin O-glucosyltransferase-like. The record is from RefSeq and is a predicted model, not a curated record. The transcript is spliced from 2 exons. Bases 16 to 1440 code for a protein of 474 amino acids. Gene Ontology annotation, molecular function: UDP-glycosyltransferase activity. NCBI's taxonomy places the organism in Eukaryota, Viridiplantae, Streptophyta, Magnoliopsida, Solanales, Solanaceae.